This is a messenger RNA of Schistocerca piceifrons (Central American locust), 501 nucleotides long. Its product is annotated as rRNA 2'-O-methyltransferase fibrillarin-like. The record is from RefSeq and is a predicted model, not a curated record. Bases 1 to 501 code for a protein of 166 amino acids. Lineage: Eukaryota; Metazoa; Arthropoda; Insecta; Orthoptera; Acrididae. The transcript has a single exon.
AUGUAUAUUAAGAAGCUGCAGUGUUCUAUUGUAAAUCAUGUUUUAUGCCAGACAAGUAAUUGUGUUCGAAGCUUUCUAACACCUGUGUUCUUCAUCAUGUUUCAAGGUAAAGGCGGUGGGAAAGGAGGUGGCGGAGGUAAAGGCCAGUCAGGUGGCGGUGGCAGCAGUGGUGGUGGCAGCAGUGGUGGUGGCAGUGGUGGUGGUGGUGGUGGCGGUGGUGGCAGAAGCGGGGGAGGUGGCAGCAGUGGUGGAGGUGGCAAGAGUGGCGGAGGUAGCAGUGGAAGUGGUGGGGGUGGCAGCAGUGGUGGGGGUGGCAGCAGUGGUGGGGGUGGCAGUGGAAGUGGCGGAGGUGGUGGCAAGGGGAAAGGGAAACGCAGCCUGCUGCUGGAGCCCCUACCACACGCCGUGAUCCACGGCCCUGUGCCUGCCUACCCCCACCUCUAUGUGCCAGUGCUGCCCUAUGGCUAUGUCAAGCACCACGGUCCUGUCCUCCAUGGAUAG